AUGGCAGCCUUCUCCACCCCAGCAUCUCUCAGGCAGCUCAUCCGCGUUAAUGCUCCUGCACAGCUCCUUUCCCUCGAAAAUAAACUGCAGCAUCUUCUGAACCUUGGGAAUCCUGCUCGAGCCUCCAACCAGAACGACAUCAUGGAUGGCAGCCUUCUCCACCCCAGCAUCUCUCAGGCAGCUCUCUACAGGCUCGGCGCAUUUUUCGAACAGGUCCAUGUUGAGAUCCUCGAAUUUAGCGCGGGUAAUGCUAGAGUGAUAGUCAAUCCCCUCGUGCAGACACUCAACGUCCACAUUGUAUUGGUCAAGAGAACCCUCUUCGCCCUCUCGCAAGCUGUCCUCAGCCUCCGUAGGGCCCGCAGGUUUUCAGAAAGGUCCUUGUUGUACUUGCGCUUGAACUCUUUGGCAAAGUGA
Molecule: messenger RNA, 414 nt
Organism: Striga asiatica
Lineage: Eukaryota; Viridiplantae; Streptophyta; Magnoliopsida; Lamiales; Orobanchaceae
Source: the annotation of a GenBank genome assembly